AACACACUCCGUUUUCGGCAAUAAAUACGGGUUUGCAUCGUUAAAAUCAUUCUUUAAGCUUUAGAAACAAACGCACGUUCCUACUCGAUGGCAGACGGUAACAGUUCAGAUGAAGACUUUUCCGACGAUUGGGUAUUGUACUCGCGCCGGCCGGAAUGGUCCGAUCUUGACCCGUUGCCACAAGACGAUGGCGAGAAUCCGGUCGUGAUGAUUCAGUACAGUGAGCGCUUUAACGAUGUAUUUGGAUAUCUGCGAGCGAUCAUUUCCCGACAAGAGAAGUCCCAGCGUGCCCUGGAGCUGACGAAGGACGCAGCCAAGCUAAAUGCAGCCAACUAUACCGUAUGGCAGUACCGUAGGGACAUACUGAAAGCGCUCAAUGCCGAUCUGCACGAAGAAUUGUCUUACAUUGGGCGAGUUAUUGCGGACAAUCCGAAAAAUUACCAAGUUUGGCACCAUCGUCGUGUUAUCGUGGAAUGGUUAGAUGAUGCGUCGAGCGAGCUGGCGCUGACCGAAAACAUUCUAGACAUGGAUGCGAAGAACUAUCAUGCAUGGCAGCAUCGGCAGUGGGUCAUAAAAAAUUACAACCUGUUCGACGAUGAGCUGCAUUACGUGGACCGGUUAAUAUCGGAGGAUAUGCGCAAUAAUUCCGCCUGGAACGAACGGUUUUUCGUACUUAAACAUGGCGGCUUUACACCGGAAGUGCUCGAGCGAGAGGUCAACUACGUUAUCACGCGCGUGGGUCUCAUCAAGAACAAUGAGAGCCCGUGGAAUUUUCUUCGCGGGCUGCUGCAGCAAGGCACCGGGAAGCUAGCUCAGUUCCCAAGCGUGAUCGAAUUUUGUGAGGCACUCUAUGACGAUGGCAUCCGAUCACCGUAUCUGCUGGCGUUCUUGGUGGAUCUGUACGAGGAGCAAUACUUUGAUGUGAUCGAGUCGGGUGGCAAUGAUGCUGAAGCCGAACUGUAUCAUCAGAAGGUGCAGGAUUUGUGCGAGUCGAUGGCCAACCAGCACGACAAGAUACGCAGCAAGUACUGGCGAUACAUUGCCGAGAACUUCAGGCGGAAAGCUUCCGAACGGACAGCGGCAGGCAGCGGCAGAAAUGGCGUUUAAUAGCAGAAGAUUGGUUAAAAUGUGGGCUCGUGGAUGGGGCGAUGAUUUUGGAUUUAGCAAUAAUUUUGUUAGUUUUUUCUCCUUUUCCUUCAAUAAAAGCUUAGCUGGCAGCAAUUAAUUUACCACAAUAUGGAAACUAUUUACUAAUCCGUAGCGAAGCAGUAUUGCGAAGGAUGUUGAACAGAGGGAUUAGGCGAUUUGCAGGGCUCUAUCUGCUUUCUACGCUGAAUUAUGAUG
Anopheles moucheti is the source of this 1344-nucleotide messenger RNA. RefSeq names its product protein farnesyltransferase/geranylgeranyltransferase type-1 subunit alpha (gene Fnta). Gene Ontology annotation, molecular function: CAAX-protein geranylgeranyltransferase activity; protein farnesyltransferase activity. The transcript is spliced from 3 exons. Gene Ontology annotation, biological process: protein geranylgeranylation; protein farnesylation. The record is from RefSeq and is a predicted model, not a curated record. Bases 88 to 1107 code for a protein of 339 amino acids. NCBI's taxonomy places the organism in Eukaryota, Metazoa, Arthropoda, Insecta, Diptera, Culicidae. Gene Ontology annotation, cellular component: cytoplasm; CAAX-protein geranylgeranyltransferase complex; protein farnesyltransferase complex.